This is a messenger RNA of Empidonax traillii (willow flycatcher), 853 nucleotides long. RefSeq names its product endothelin-2-like. Gene Ontology annotation, biological process: regulation of vasoconstriction; intracellular calcium ion homeostasis; regulation of systemic arterial blood pressure by endothelin. Lineage: Eukaryota; Metazoa; Chordata; Aves; Passeriformes; Tyrannidae. The transcript is spliced from 4 exons. The coding region runs from base 1 to 351 and encodes 116 amino acids. The record is from RefSeq and is a predicted model, not a curated record. Gene Ontology annotation, cellular component: extracellular region. Gene Ontology annotation, molecular function: endothelin B receptor binding; hormone activity.
AUGCCCUCAGCAGGGCACACGGCUCCCUACGGCCUGGGGAGCCCGCCCAGGCGGCGCAGGAGGUCGCCGGGCAGGUGCCAGUGCUCGCACUCCAGGGACAACAUCUGUGCCACCUUCUGCCAGGGAAAGCCUGGGUACCUCCAGAGUCUGAAGCUCCCAGUGAGUUCUGCAGCAUCAACGAGGUCCCCACAGAGUGGUGACAUGAAGCCUCCCCAUCAUGGCCUACUGAGGGCUCUCAGGGACCUUGCUGCCUCUAGCCUGCGCUCUGGGAAACAUCCGCAGCGCUCCCGGAGGGACGCCCAGCCAACGGCUCUGCCUUGGAGGAAAAACAUCUGGAAGAAGAAGAGAUAAGGAACAGGUGCAUCCCAAGUUCACCAGAAGAAUUUGGAGUCCUGUGGGUGCCACCAGCUCUGCUGUCAGUAGUUAGAGCUGAAGGAAAGGCCGUGAGUGGAAGGGAAGAAGUGGAAGUGUCUGUGCUCCUGUUGCUGACCCAGCACUGCCUGUACUCCAGAGACUGUUGUAAAGGGAAAACUCUCUAUACAGCCCUAGAUGUGUUGUGGAGCUGAAUUGUGCCUUUUUGGAUCAGGCAAGGGUCUUGCUGGAGGAGUACGAGCUUAACUGUGCUCUGGAGUCGUGGGCAGAGGGUGGAAUCCCAGCCCAGGUGGUUCUGUGCAGGCUGGAUGUGCCAGCACUGAGCCCAUGUCUCUGGCCUGCUCUGCUCUGCCUUUGAGCUGUGUCUGAGCAGGGCCCAGCUCCUUUCAGAGGUGCUCUGGCUGCUCUUGUUGCUCAGGGAUGAGCUGCCUCCAGCCUGAGCCCGACUUUGCACUAUUUUCUCUUGUCAGUCAGUGCCUGU